This is a messenger RNA of Lodderomyces theae, 3474 nucleotides long. It is a transcript of the gene CPA2, whose product is annotated as carbamoyl-phosphate synthase (glutamine-hydrolyzing). Gene Ontology annotation, molecular function: dihydroorotase activity; aspartate carbamoyltransferase activity; ATP binding. Gene Ontology annotation, biological process: 'de novo' pyrimidine nucleobase biosynthetic process; UTP biosynthetic process; L-citrulline biosynthetic process. The transcript has a single exon. The record is from RefSeq and is a predicted model, not a curated record. NCBI's taxonomy places the organism in Eukaryota, Fungi, Ascomycota, Pichiomycetes, Serinales, Debaryomycetaceae. Bases 1 to 3474 code for a protein of 1157 amino acids. Gene Ontology annotation, cellular component: cytosol; cytoplasm.
AUGUUGUUGAGAAACAAUUUCAAUCUUUUAUCACAUAGGCUCAAAGUUUUACCAAGACCGUCCAAUUUGGUUCAAAGACUUGGGCUUGCAACAAGUGCCAAUCAGCAAGAAAACAAAACAAUUCCUUCGAUAAAUGACGAGGCAUUGAAGUACGCGGGUGGUGACUUGUUGAAGAAAUUUAAGGAUGAGCACGCUCACAAACUAGUAGAUGUCUCAAAGGUUCUUGUUAUCGGGUCGGGUGGUUUAUCAAUUGGUCAGGCUGGUGAAUUUGACUACUCAGGAUCACAAGCCAUCAAAGCAUUGAAAGAAGCUAACAAGCAAUCUAUUCUAAUAAAUCCAAACAUUGCCACAAACCAGACUUCGCAUGCGUUGGCCGACGAAAUUUACUAUCUUCCCGUCACUCCAGAGUACAUAACUUACAUAAUCGAAAGAGAGAGACCAGAUGGCAUUUUGUUGACUUUUGGUGGACAAACCGGGUUGAAUGUUGGUGUUAAGUUGGAUAAAAUGGGUGUAUUUGAUAGGUAUGGCGUUAAAGUUUUGGGAACUCCGAUAAAAACAUUGGAAACGUCUGAGGAUCGUGAUUUGUUUGCUCAAGCUUUGAAAGAAAUAGAUAUACCAAUUGCCGAAUCCAUCGCUGUUGAAACUGUUGAUGAUGCUUUAAAAGCGGCUGACUCGGUAGGAUACCCAAUUAUUGUUAGGUCGGCGUACUCCCUCGGUGGUCUUGGUUCUGGAUUUGCUGCCAACAAAGACGAAUUGAGGAACUUGGCAGCUCAAUCACUCUCCUUGGCUCCACAAAUCUUGGUCGAAAAGUCUUUGAAAGGAUGGAAGGAAGUCGAGUACGAAGUUGUUCGUGAUAGAGUGGGAAACUGUAUCACAGUAUGUAAUAUGGAAAACUUUGACCCAUUGGGUAUUCACACUGGAGAUUCCAUUGUUGUUGCUCCAUCUCAAACUUUGAGUGAUGAAGAGUAUCAUAUGUUGAGAACUGCUGCAAUUAAGAUAAUCAGACACUUGGGUGUUGUUGGUGAAUGUAACGUUCAGUAUGCAUUACAACCAGAUGGUUUAGAUUUCAGAGUCAUUGAAGUGAAUGCUAGACUUUCACGUUCCUCUGCUUUAGCUUCAAAAGCUACAGGAUACCCAUUGGCCUAUACAGCGGCCAAGAUUGCCCUUGGCCACACCUUGCCAGAAUUACCUAACCCUGUCACCAAAACGACUUCAGCAAAUUUUGAACCAUCAUUGGAUUAUAUUGUGACAAAAAUUCCUCGUUGGGACUUGUCGAAGUUCCAACAUGUAAAGCGUGAUAUUGGAUCGGCUAUGAAGUCAGUGGGUGAGGUUAUGGCAAUUGGUAGAAAUUUUGAAGAAUCUUUUCAAAAAGCAAUCAGACAAAUUGACCCAUCAUACAUUGGGUUCCAAGGAGACCAUUUUGAUAACUUGGAUGAAACUUUGCAAAAUCCAACUGAUAGAAGAUGGUUAGCCGUUGGACAAGCAUUGUUACAUGAAAAUUACUCAGUUGAAAAGGUUCAUGACUUGACAAAGAUUGACAAAUGGUUCUUGUACAAAUUGAUGAACAUUGUUAACAUGUAUCGUGAAUUGGAAGCCGCUGGUGAAUUGUCAAAUAUCAAUAGUGAUUUGAUGAGACGUGCCAAGAGGUUGGGAUUCUCUGACAAGCAAAUAGGUCUCUGUGUUGGUGCACCAGAGUUGGAAGUUAGAAAAGUAAGGAAAGAAUUUGGAAUCAUUCCAUUUGUUAAGAAGAUAGAUACAUUGGCAGCUGAGUUCCCUGCUAAUACCAAUUACUUGUACACAACAUACAAUGCCACCAGCUCGGACAUUGAUUUCAACGAUAAAGGAACAUUGGUGUUGGGUUCGGGUGUUUACAGAAUAGGUUCGUCUGUCGAAUUUGACUGGUGUGCUGUUUCUACUGCACGUGCUUUAAGAGAAAGUGGUAAAAAGACAAUCAUGAUCAACUAUAAUCCCGAAACUGUUUCUACUGAUUUUGACGAAGUUGACAGGUUAUACUUUGAAGAGUUAUCUUUGGAAAGGGUAUUGGACAUCUACGAAUUAGAGCACUCAGCUGGUGUUGUUGUUUCAGUUGGAGGUCAGUUACCUCAAAACAUUGCAUUAUCGUUGCAAAACAACGGCUGCAAUGUUCUCGGAACUAACCCCGAAGACAUUGAUAAAGCCGAAGAUCGUCAUAAAUUUUCCCAAAUCCUUGAUUCCAUCGGGGUCGAUCAACCAGCAUGGAAGGAGUUGACUUCUAUCAAAGAGGCUGAAAACUUUGCCGAUGAAGUUGGGUAUCCAGUUCUUGUUCGUCCUUCAUACGUUUUGUCUGGGGCCGCUAUGUCUGUUAUCAAGAGUAAAGAUGAGUUGGAUGCAAAAUUAUCAAACGCUUCUAAAGUUUCACGUGAGCAUCCUGUUGUUAUCUCGAAGUUUAUUGAAGGGGCCCAGGAAAUUGAUAUUGAUGCUGUUGCUAAUGAAGGUCAAGUAUUGGUCCACGCUGUUUCGGAACACGUCGAGAAUGCAGGUGUCCAUUCUGGUGAUGCUACCUUAGUCUUGCCACCACAAAACUUGUCUCCUGUUUUGUUGAACCGUUUAAAAACUAUUGCUGAUAAAGUGGCUGAAGCAUGGAAAAUUACUGGACCUUUCAAUAUGCAAAUUAUCAAGAAUGACCAGAAUGGCGCUCUUGAUGAUGAAAACUGUGAAUUGAAGGUUAUCGAAUGUAACAUUCGUGCAUCUCGUUCUUUCCCGUUCGUGUCCAAGGUACUUGGUAUCAAUUUCAUAGAUGUCGCAGUGAAGGCUCUCAUAAAAGAAGGUGUUCCUCAACCAGUGAACCUCAUGGCUCAACAAUAUGACCGUGUUGCAACCAAAGUGCCGCAGUUUUCAUUUACCAGGUUAGCAGGAGCAGAUCCAUUUUUGGGUGUCGAGAUGGCUUCUACAGGAGAAGUCGCUUGUUUCGGUAGGGAUUUACUUGAGGCAUACUGGACUAGUAUACAAUCAACUAUGAAUUUCCAUGUGCCAUUACCUGGACAGGGUAUUUUGUUUGGUGGUGACUUGACUAAUGACAAACUUGGAAAUGUAGCCAAGGAGCUAUCAGGAUUGGGUUACAACUUUUACACAGCUAGUCAACCGGUUGCGGAUUAUAUUUCAAAGUAUGUCUCCGAGCCAGUCGAAGUUAUUGAGUUCCCCAAAACUGAUAAACGUGCUUUGCGUGAAAUUUUUCAAGACAAGAACAUUGGCGCUGUGUUCAACUUGGCCAAAGCCAGAGCUCAAGAUUUGUUGGAUGAGGAUUAUGUAAUGAGAAGAAACGCCAUUGAUUUUGCCAUCCCAUUGUUCAAUGAGGCCAAUACAUCCCAGUUAUUUGCCUCUUGUUUGAAGGUUAAGAUUCAAAACAAGACCAAGUUCGACGAAGUUCCUGCAACUGUUGUUGUGCCGGAGGAAGUUCAAAGAUGGAGUGAAUUUAUUGGCGGUAAGCCUGUAUAA